ACGAAAUAUAAUUAAAAUUAAAUUAAAAAAUAUCGAAAAACCCUAAACCCCUUCUCCAAGUUCCCUGUAAAAUCCCCUUUUUAGUUUCUUCUCUCUUCAUUUUCUACCAAAAACCCUAAACUUCUCUACUUCGUUCGGAUCAGGAGCUGGUAAAAUGAAUCUCAACAAUGUCAAGGUUCCCAAGAUGCCUGGUGGUGGUGCAACUUCUGCUUUGAUCAAGCUUGGAGUUAUUGCUGGUCUUGGUGUGUAUGGAGUUGCCAACAGUCUCUACAAUGUUGAGGGUGGGCAUCGCGCGAUUGUUUUCAACCGUAUUGGUGGUGUCAAAAACAAGGUUUAUCCAGAAGGGACACACUUCAUGAUUCCUUGGUUUGAAAGACCAGUCAUAUAUGAUGUUCGUGCACGACCCCAUCUUGUGGAGAGCACUUCGGGAAGUCGUGACCUCCAGAUGGUAAAAAUUGGUCUUAGGGUGCUCACUCGUCCAGUUUCAGACCAACUACCCACAGUUUACCGAACUCUUGGUGAAAACUAUAAUGAAAGGGUCCUACCUUCAAUUAUCCAUGAAACUUUGAAGGCUGUGGUUGCCCAAUACAAUGCUAGCCAGCUCAUCACCCAGAGAGAGAAUGUUAGCAGAGAAAUAAGGAAGAUUUUGACAGACAGGGCAGCCAACUUCAACAUUGCACUUGAUGAUGUAUCCAUAACAAGCUUAACAUUUGGGAAAGAGUUUACUGCUGCAAUUGAAGCAAAACAAGUGGCUGCUCAAGAAGCCGAGAGGGCGAAAUUUGUUGUGGAAAAAGCUGAGCAAGAUAAGCGAAGUGCUGUUAUCAGAGCUCAGGGAGAAGCUAAGAGUGCUCAGCUGAUUGGUCAAGCUAUUGCCAACAAUCCAGCAUUUAUCACUCUCAGGAAGAUUGAAGCAGCCAGAGAAAUCGCCCAGACUAUCUCACACGCAGCAAACAAGGUGUACUUGAGUGCCGAUGAUCUGUUGCUUAACCUUCAGGACUUCAACUUGGACACUACAAGAAAGUGACUUGGAUAGUGCAACUGAUUGAUGUUUCAACUAUCAAUAUUUUGUUUCCCUGCAAGCCUACUGCCCCUUUCAUGUUUACAUAAUGACGACUUGAUAGAUGGUUUUCUUAGUUAUUUGAACUCUUGAACAUGGAAACAUUGCACGAGAAACUAAUGUUGCUUUAUAAAUUGUAUGCAAUUAGUACAUUGACAAUCAUGUAAGAUCUGUUUGUUUUAAGUCCCUUAUUUCUGUUGCU
Messenger RNA from Solanum lycopersicum (tomato), 1259 nucleotides. Its product is annotated as prohibitin-1, mitochondrial. The record is from RefSeq and is a predicted model, not a curated record. Gene Ontology annotation, biological process: mitochondrion organization. Gene Ontology annotation, cellular component: membrane; mitochondrion. Lineage: Eukaryota; Viridiplantae; Streptophyta; Magnoliopsida; Solanales; Solanaceae.